Molecule: messenger RNA, 4467 nt
Organism: Nasonia vitripennis (jewel wasp)
Lineage: Eukaryota; Metazoa; Arthropoda; Insecta; Hymenoptera; Pteromalidae
Gene: Dfd
Product: homeotic protein deformed
Exons: 2
Coding region: 1-1578 (525 amino acids)
Biological process (GO): regulation of transcription by RNA polymerase II; anterior/posterior pattern specification
Cellular component (GO): nucleus
Molecular function (GO): DNA-binding transcription factor activity, RNA polymerase II-specific; RNA polymerase II cis-regulatory region sequence-specific DNA binding
Source: RefSeq, a predicted model, not a curated record
AUGAGUUCGUUCCUGAUGAACCCGUCGACCGGCGGUGGUUACCACCACCAGCACCAGCAGCCGGUGGCACCACACAUGGUGGACGUGAUGGACCCGAAGUUUCCUCCGAACGAGGAGUACAGCCAGAACAACUACAUUCCGUCGAACGGCGCCGACUUCUUCGUCGGCGGUCACCACCUCAACCACCCCCAGUCGCACCAGCUGCAGUACGGUUACCACCAGCACCACCACCAGGCGGCGUCGACGCCCUACGGUGCCGCCUCGGCUGUUCAGCUGAACGGCGGCUACGCCGGCUACGGAGGCUACUACGCGCCCCAUCACCCUCAUCACCAACACCCCAUGCACCACGUGCCCCACCACGCGGUGGGAGCUCUGGCGAUGCCUCCGGAGGCUCAGCAACCUCCGCUUACCUGUCCGCCGUCGAUGCAGAAUCCGCAGCAGCAACAGCAGCCCGUGUCCUCCUCGACGGUUCUCGGCUCGACGGCCCUGUCGCCGUCGCUCAUGCAGAACCACGUCCCCCAGGACAAUCUUCAGGCUCACGGGCAGACGCAACAACAGCAGCAGCAGCAGCACGAGGGUAACGUUUGCAGUCCCGCGGGAUCGGGUUCCAUGCAUCGCGACAACUCGCCGGAGCUGCAGAACCAGCAACAGAAUCAGCAUCAGCAGCAGAGUCUACAGGCCACUGGUCAAACGCAGAAUCAGCAACAGCAUCAUCCGGAUGAUGGCUCGGAUCAGGAUGACUUGGAGGACGACCAGAUGAUGGACGGCUCGCCGGGGAUGGCCGAGGACGAGGAGGAGGACGAGGAGAACGGCGAUCGCGUCAUCUAUCCUUGGAUGAAGAAGAUACACGUUGCCGGAGUUGCGAACGGCUCGUACCAGCCGGGCAUGGAGCCGAAGCGCCAGCGCACGGCCUACACGAGGCACCAGAUCCUCGAGCUCGAGAAGGAGUUCCACUACAAUCGCUACCUGUCCCGUCGUCGUCGCAUCGAGAUCGCGCACACGCUCGUCCUGACCGAGCGCCAGAUCAAGAUCUGGUUCCAGAACCGUCGCAUGAAGUGGAAGAAGGACAACAAGCUGCCCAACACGAAGAACGUGCGCCGGAAAAACGCGAACGGCCAGGCGCAACCGGCCAAGUCCAGCAAGUCCUCGGCCAGGUCCUCGGCCAAGAGCAACAACAACAGCAGCCAGCGCAAGAACAACAACAACUCGCCCCAGAGCUGCAUGGAGAGCAGUCUCGACGGAAGCGUCAGCGGAGGCAUGCCGGCUCUCGGGGACGUGCACGACGUGAAACCGCCGGCGACCGACGCGUUCGGUGGUCUGGGCUCGCACAUGCCGCCGAACGGCUUCCAGGGUCACCCGGCCGCCGGCGGACAGCACCCGCUGGCGCACCUCCAGGCGCAGCUGAGCCACUGCCACCUCAACGGCAUGAUGGACCCGACGGCCGGCGGACCCGGCGGUAUGCACAUGGGCUCGGGUAGCAUCAGUCCUCUGGCGCCGGCGAGCACGAGUCCACCGGGGGUGUCGUCCAACAUACCUCCGGCGGCGAUAAAGUCCGACUACGGCCUCAUCGCGCUGUAACGACGGAAGCAUCCUUGGAACGAGGACGACUACGUCGUCGAGGAGAUCCUGGAGCGGAGCGAGGAGCCUACGGAUCGUCGUGGCCGUGAGAAGUAGGAAAUGUUUUCUCUUCUCCCGUUCUUUAUUUUUUUUAAAUCGUUGUUAUUUUUUUACUUUUUCUUCCUCCGAAUGGUGCGGUAGUAGCGUCGACUGAGAGAUGGACAGUUCUAAUGGCCGCGGAAAAUGCAGAUUUUUUCCAGAUGCGGUGCGCGCGCGUCGCGGAAUAAGUGCAUUAAUAAUGCCGUAGAGCUGCAGCGGCGGCUUAUCAGUGAAAUGUUUCUUGCGCGGCUCUUGCAUUAGCAUCAGCUGCCUCGGAACGAUUAAUCAAAAAAUAUCUCGCAACUUGGUCUAAAUUCGCCGAAGAUACUUUUUUUCAUGCUCGCCGGCAAGAUCGAGAGUCGUUAACCAAGCUUCUUUAGCGGUUUUAAUUAAUUGCGUUGGGAAAUUGGGUGCUCAUUGGCUUUGAGUACAAUCAAUUAAGGAAUUAAAAAAAAUUGUCUGGUACACGACUAAAUAAGGAAAACGCUCACUUCGAGACAACGAACUGUCCAUUUCUGACUACAACGCGCGUUCUCUCGUUUCCUUGUUUCUUUUUUUAAUGAUGACGGAGUAACCCAGUGACGUAACUGGUUAUGCGGAAUUUGCCAGUCAAUAAUCGUUAAUAUGUGCCAUUCGUCUAUAUCGCUGAUGUAAAAGAGGAAAGUGCGCGCAUUUUGAUUUGCAUUUCGUUCGUAGCGAGGCGGCUAAGGGAGGAACUUUACAUUAUGUAAUACAAUACAGUUACGAUGUUUCAUUAUCAUUAUUAUCUCUAUCGUGUAGAUUUUCAGAUGUUUUUUUUUUAUUAUUAUUAUUUCAGAAAAAUACGCUCUCUAUAAAGACUAAGUUUUGCGAUGAUUAUCCUAUUAAGUGAUGUACAUAUAAUAAUUAUGUUAAAACAAUGGUGUGUGUAUAUAAUUGUAAAGAGAUCGUUAACGCGCGGUGAAAUGAUGAAAAAAGUGCACUCGUUCACUCAUCGUCUAUCUUAAGUGUCUAAAAGUGUAAGGCAACAAGAAAGAGAGAGGCAUCGAUAACACAAAACACGAUUCUCUCUUUCUUACGUAAGCCGGUGUCACGAGCGAAAAAUCUGACACGGCUGAAGGUAUAGUUGCGACAGGUUGUAAUAAAAAAAGAAGAUUUCACAUUUAGCGCUGCCGCUUCUAUUAUACAUAUAUAAAAAACCAUAUUGAAAUAGCAAUAAGUGUAAAUCGCGUACGUAGAAUAUUAAGUGGAGUAUUCUAUCAUUGAAAUUGAAGUCGACUUAAGGUAGUUCACCGGAAUAUUUAUUUUCUUAGGAUAUCGCUCAAACUUUGUUUACAUGUUCAAUUAAGUGUCCUCUACAACGUGGUAUUUUUUUUUACCCCCCCCCCCCCCCAAGCGACAUUAUUUUCUGAGAUAUUGAACUUGAAAUUUUGUAUUUUAACAUGGGAAGCCUAUACCGAGUCCGAAUUUUGAGGACGUUUAGUUGAAUUGCGAAGCGAGUUUUCUUAGAAUAUUUUUUAAAAACUAGCUUAUGAUGUAAAAUAGCAAUACAAAUCAUGGAGAAAAAGUUGGAUCGGGCAAGCGAGGCUUUUUUUUAAGAUACAACAAUUCAAAGUUUUCAUCCCAUGCUAUCAGUAUAUCUAUAUAGGUGCGCAGUGUUCCUCUCCCUUACAAGUUUUGAGAGUAUUUUGUCUAAACAAUUUAUAUCGCCAUUCUAAUGUUUGAUACUAUGAAUUGUAAGGUUUUGACAUUAGAUAACACUGCAUAAUAUCUUAAAAAAGGAAUUUUCUAAUAAAAACCCUGAUUGAGCACCACUGUAGCCGGCGAACGACCUUGAGCUCUGUUACGUUGUUGUGUUCAGAAAUAUGUAUAUCAUAAGUAUGUAGCAAUAGGAAAAUUCAUAUACAUAGCACACGUAUGUUUCAAUUUGAUAAUCGAGGUGAAGUUUUAAUUCUAUACACUGUAUCUUUCGAUAACGCUCUGUAUGUAUAUCCCGUUUCACUUUCAUUAUAUUUAUUCGAAAUAUAUAUUGCCAUCUUCGACGUCUGUACUUUAACUGAAUGAAACCUUUUCGUAGUAUAAUUGUACCAUUUACAUUGCAUUAUUGAAAAGGUUCGUCGCCUCGAAAUUUCAUCUAACGCAUAAAACCCCUGUGUACAUACAUUAUACUAUAUACUUUACGAGAUGUAGACGUGUCUAUAUUUUUAACGCAAGCAAAAAAAGAACAAGUGGAAUGACAAAACACGAAAGACCAAUACGACUCGACGCGCGCGUGGGAAAAUAUUAGAUAGAAGCGCGAUACGAGGUAAAAAAGCACAUACCGAGAUAUACCAUUUGUAUAAGAGAGUAGAAAUCAAACGAUUCAUGCACAGAGUCGCUGUGACGAUAUACUAAAACAAUAUUAAUUAUACUGUACGAAAGUAGCAUUUAAGCGAACAAAAAUACUAAUAAAGGCACGUAAUUCUAAAAGUUCUUGUAUAAAACAGUCAAGCAAAGACGAAGGCGACGCUCGUGUAUGAGACUUAUUUGAAUUUGCAACGAAUACAGAACUCGACUAAAAAGGCGAGCGUCGCUUUAGUCUCCGUUGGCCGACGCUAAUUUUAGGCGAUUGAAUUAAAAGAACAAAAAAAGGUGUACGAGUAAGCAAGUCGUCGUAUAAGUGUGACAUUGUGUAUACUCCUUAUCUCUGUGUAUAUAAUACCCUGUAUAGUACCGACGAUGAUCUAUAAUUAUUACCGACCUACGCGAUAAUGCUUAUGUUUAUAUCGAUGAAACCGAUAAACACAUUAUGAAAUAAAUAAAGAGAGAAAAAUACAAACAAUGAAUAAUCAA